Vigna unguiculata (cowpea) is the source of this 697-nucleotide messenger RNA. RefSeq lists its product as uncharacterized. The record is from RefSeq and is a predicted model, not a curated record. Lineage: Eukaryota; Viridiplantae; Streptophyta; Magnoliopsida; Fabales; Fabaceae.
UGCAAAAAAUAAUUUAUUGGGUGUACGGAGAUAUACCCCAAUCCUUGUUCUCUCUGAUUCAUUCUUUCAUUCGUUCAUCCAAUCAUCUCAUUCCGAUCUUCAUUACACCGCAACCCAAUGAGUUAUUACAAUCCGAAUCAGCAACCACCCGUCGGAGUUCCACCGCCGCAAGGUUAUCCGCCGGAGGGUUACGGAAAGGAAGGAUAUCCACCGCCGGGAUACCCGCCGCCGGGAUACCCGCCUCCCGGAUAUCCCCCGCAGCAAGGAUAUCCCCCACAGCAAGCCUAUCCCCCACAAGGCUAUCCUCCGCCGCCCUACCCCGCCCAGGGCUACCCUCCGCCGCCCUACGCUCCUCAAUACGCUCCGCCUCCGCCCCCGCGGCAACAAAAUUCACAGAGCUCUGGUUGUUUGGAAGGCUGUUUGGCUGCUCUCUGCUGCUGCUGCCUAUUGGAUGCGUGCUUCUGAGAUGACAUUUGUUUUGCACAAACUGAACUCGAUGAAGUUUGUUUCAGCAUUGAACUCGAUUAAAUUUCUCUCUUUUUUCUCUCUUUUCUUUGCUUUACCUUGUCCCUUGUUCACUUUUUUUACUUUUUGUUAAAUAAUAUGAUCUUCUAUUUUCUUCCAAACCUCAAACUGCUUCAUUCACAUGGUUUUAUUGCUAAGAAAGUUAUACCUUCAUGCUCCUUCUCCCCCCAAA